AUGGAAUUCUUCCUUUCCCCGGAUUUCCCGUCCCACGUGGAGGACCUGAUGCGCCAAAACCACGUGCCUGGCCUUUCCAUCGCCGUCGUUCAGAACAACAAAGUCGCUUCGGCAGGCUACGGACAAGCAUCGAUCGAGCCGCCGGUGCCAUGCACGGCAGACACUCUAUUCGAUAUUGCGUCGUCUUCGAAAUCGCUGACUGCUGCCUCCGUCGGAUUGCUGGUCGACGAUGGAGCCUAUCCCGAGAUCCAAUACGAUGCUACCAUGUCCAGUCUGCUGCCGGAUGACUUCGUUAUGCCCAGCGCUGAGUAUACGGACGGUGUCACAUUGGAAGACAUAUUGAGUCAUAGAUCUGGCAUGGCGCCGUAA
Messenger RNA from Aspergillus melleus, 369 nucleotides. Its product is annotated as serine hydrolase domain-containing protein. The record is from RefSeq and is a predicted model, not a curated record. Lineage: Eukaryota; Fungi; Ascomycota; Eurotiomycetes; Eurotiales; Aspergillaceae. The transcript has a single exon. Bases 1 to 369 code for a protein of 122 amino acids.